This is a messenger RNA of Salvia hispanica, 1663 nucleotides long. RefSeq names its product putative beta-1,4-xylosyltransferase IRX10L. Gene Ontology annotation, biological process: plant-type secondary cell wall biogenesis; glucuronoxylan biosynthetic process. Gene Ontology annotation, molecular function: glucuronoxylan glucuronosyltransferase activity; 1,4-beta-D-xylan synthase activity. Lineage: Eukaryota; Viridiplantae; Streptophyta; Magnoliopsida; Lamiales; Lamiaceae. The record is from RefSeq and is a predicted model, not a curated record.
UGAGUCAACACACCAGUGGAGUCGAGCAUUCCCAUAUCAAAAUUACCCCUGAAAUUGUAGUGUUUAUAUCCAACCGACGAGCUUUUGUUCUCCUCGCUGCAACUACUCCGCGUGAUGAGAUAGAUUUUAAUCUUGGACAUUGAAGAGAAGGGUCUGUUGAAGUUGAAUAAAAUGAGGGACCGGGGCCGGAGAUGGAUAUUUGCUUUCCUUGUCUGGUUUUUAACUUUUUGGAGGAUUGAAGCUUUCAAGUUUCACAGAGCCCAGAAAACUGAGAGAAUCUCCGGGAGUGCGGGUGAUGUCCUGGAAGAUGAUCCUGUUGGAAGGUUAAAAGUGUUUGUUUAUGAGCUUCCUAGCAAAUACAACAAAAAGAUUUUACAGAAGGACCCAAGAUGCCUCACCCAUAUGUUUGCAGCAGAGAUUUUCAUGCACCGUUUCCUCUUAUCGAGUCCUGUUCGCACUCUUAAUCCUGAUGAAGCAGACUGGUUCUACACUCCUGUGUAUACAACUUGUGACCUGACACCAAAUGGCCUCCCACUACCAUUCAAAUCACCUCGAAUGAUGAGAAGUGCUAUACAACUAAUCUCUUCCAACUGGCCUUAUUGGAAUGCAACUGAAGGGGCCAAUCACUUCUUUAUUGUGCCUCAUGAUUUUGGGGCGUGCUUUCACUAUCUAGAAGAGAAAGCUAUUGAGAGAGGAAUUCUUCCGUUGCUCCAACGGGCUACAUUGGUCCAGACUUUUGGACAACGUAACCAUGUUUGCUUGAAGCAUGGAUCAAUCAUCAUCCCUCCAUAUGCCCCUCCACAGAAAAUGCAGGCACAUCUAAUUUCUCCUAGCACCCCUCGAUCCAUCUUUGUUUACUUCCGAGGUUUGUUUUAUGAUGUUGGAAACGACCCAGAAGGUGGUUACUAUGCAAGAGGUGCGAGAGCAUCAGUGUGGGAGAACUUCAAGGACAAUCCGCUGUUUGACAUCUCCACGGAACACCCAACUACAUACUAUCAAGACAUGCAGAGAGCUAUCUUCUGUCUCUGUCCGCUCGGAUGGGCCCCGUGGAGUCCUAGACUGGUUGAAGCAGUCGUAUUUGGCUGCAUUCCCGUUAUCAUAGCUGAUAACAUUGUGUUGCCUUUUGCUGAUGCAAUUCCAUGGGAAGAGAUCGGUGUUUUUGUCGCGGAAAAGGAUGUCCCUAGGCUAGACACAAUACUAAGCUCGAUUCCGAUCAAAGAGAUUCUAAGGAAGCAAAGACUACUAGCCAAUCCAUCUAUGAAACAGGCGAUGUUGUUUCCACAGCCCGCUCAGGCACGGGACGCCUUCCAUCAGAUAUUGAACGGGCUAGCUCGUAAGUUGCCUCAUGACAAGAGUAUUUACGUAAGUGGUGAAAGAAUUUUAAAUUGGACUGCUGGACCUGUUGGUGACCUUAAACCUUGGUAGCCAAGUAUUGUUGUCCAAGUUUUCAAACUCACUUGUAUCAAUCUAUGUCCCACAAAUGUAUUGAUUAGUGUAAAGUUUCCAUUAAUGUUCAAAUCAUUAUGUAGAUGUUGUUGGUUUGUUGUAGUUUGAUGAGCAGUUUUUGAGUUUUGUAGCAAGAAAAGUAGAACUUUCAAUAGUAGGUUAAUCUACUUUGAUCACACCUUCAAUGGAAAUGAAAUAUUGGGUUAUUCAAAUUGAA